Molecule: messenger RNA, 3471 nt
Organism: Physcomitrium patens
Lineage: Eukaryota; Viridiplantae; Streptophyta; Bryopsida; Funariales; Funariaceae
Biological process (GO): sesquiterpene biosynthetic process
Molecular function (GO): cyclase activity
Source: RefSeq, a predicted model, not a curated record
GCACUGACGGCACUCACUCACCGCAAGCGAGAGCGCCGUCGGCAAGCCACGACGGAUAGGAGGAAGAAGAAGAUGAAGUUGGCAGAGAUAGAGAUCGAGAGAGAGAGAGAGAAAAGAAAAGAGAAAAGGGAGCGAGGAAGAAUCGAGCGAGCGAGAGAGAGAGAGAGAAAAAAGAGGAGCGAGGAAGGACUGAGCGAGCGAGAGAGAGAAAAACGGGGAGUGAGGAAGGAUCGAUCGAGCGAGCGAGCGAGAGAGCCAAGUCCAUGGGUGGCAGGAUUCUCUCGCGCUCGACUCUCGAGUAGUAGUCGUUGUUGUUGUUAAUGUUGGUAGAGGAGGAGGAGGAGGUGGAGGAGAAUAAUAGUAAUAAUAAUCUUGAGUAAGUCCGGACCAAUUCUCUUCCCUUCCCUUUCUCUUCCCUCUGGCUGACUUUGAACAGCUGGUGCAAAUGGCUGGCUCCUCCUCCUGUUUCGCAUGAUGCUGCAAGGUUGUCGUCGUCGUCUUCGUCUUGCCCUCGUGGGGAAGCUUUCGUGGAUUGAGAUCAUGGGCCUACUAAUAAGGGUGUUGCGUACUGACUUCGUCCUUGGGAUUUCAGCAGGGGAAUGCGAUUGAUAUAAGUUGAUAUGCCGUUGUGUUUAUUUGUAGUGCUCUAGCGCACUGCGGUUGCACGUGUUGGGUGAUUCUUCUUGUGCACAGUUUUUUGUGUCUGUAGCAAUGACAGUUAGUAAUGGAAGUCCGGAGGCGAAUAAUGGUUCUGUUGCUCCCUCGAGCCCGAGGUCUGACGGCGAGUGGGGACGAGUUGGUGAGGAUGAGACUAACAGAGAGUCGAGGCAUAAUGUGGAGAAUCGCUUGAAAUCAGGGCAGGAUAAGAAAGUUGAAUUAGAAAGCAAUGAAGAGGUGGAGAACCAAGACGAGGUUGAAAUAGAGAAUGCACCACCGCAUCUGAUCAGGGGUUUGCCUAGUGGUAGCCCGAAGCAGAGCUUGGAGUUCAAGAGUGGUGGUGUAGAGCCCACUGUUCAUAGUAGAUCGCGGCUUCGGUCAUGGUCCUUUGGAAAUGUGCUGGAUGGUUUCAGACUUGACAAAGAGGACGAUUCCAUGCAGAAUUCCAGUUUUCCAAACCCUAGUGCGUUUAAUCCUAGUCCGUCUCCAAGUAGGAAACCUAGAAAUGGCGAAGUGGAGAGUAAUACUAGCUCCCCGUCAAGGCUCGAGUCGCCGUUGUCUAAGGGGUUACCGCUAAGGCAAGGAUCUCCCAUGCCACAUAGGUCACCGCUAAGGCAAGGAUCUCCCAUGCCACAUGGGUCUCCGCUAAGGCAAGGAUCUCCUAUGCCACAAGGGUCUCCGCUACGUCAAGGAUCCCCAAUCAUGAAGAAAAUACUGACUCCAUCGAUAUCUUUCGCCCGAAUUGAGGGAGAGAAGGAGGAGAAGUCGAGAAUGGUUUCCUCAAUGGAGGAGCUGGAAUUGAAGGAUGGCAUCAAGCUUCCUCUGAUAGGAGAGGUGCGGUGGGAAGACCUCAAGCGGCAUGCAAUGGUAUGGCUGAGGAAUCCAAAGAAUCUAGUGUUGCUCGUUUGGAUAAUUGCUGUAGCUGUGUCGGGGGCCAUCUUGUUCAUGGUCAUGGUGGGGAUGCUGAAUGCAGUACUUCCGAAGAAGAGCGAUCGUGACCUUUGGUUUGAGAUUUCGAAUCAGAUUCUGAAUGCGCUCUUUACCCUCAUGGCGCUCUACAAUCAUCCCAUCAGGAUUCUUCAUUUGAUCUAUUUGAUUCGAUACAACCCUACUGACAUCAUCAGGCUUCGGCGAAAUUACUGCAAGAAUGGACUUCGGAAACCACAUGAAUGGGCUCACAUCUUGGUGGUAGUGCUUCUUCUGCAUUUGAAUUGCAUUGCUCAGUAUUGUCUUUGUGGUCUUAACUGGGGUUAUCGGCGAGCAAACCGCCCUCCAAUCGGUGUAGCCGUCACCCUUCUUUUAUCCUUCGGGGCAGCUGCAGCAGCUGGAAUCUACAACUCAUUGAGUCCGUUGGGAAGGGAUUAUUUCGUAGGAGUUGAUGAAGAGGUUGCACCCGACGAGGUUGAUCUCAUUUCAGACAAAAUGGAGAGGGCCGAGUGUACAGGGCACUCGUCCUCAAUCCAUCCAACUUUGUUCAAGCUGCACAACCCUAGAUACAAACUAUUAGAGAAGAGCAAGUCUUUUGCAUCUCGAGAAGGAAAGCCUGUAUUAAAUCCAGAAUGGGAAGGUGGCGUGUUCGACUGUUACGAUGAGCCCACCAUUAGCAUCCUAGCAAUUCUUUGCUCUCCUUGUGUAAUGGGGUUUAAUUACGAGAGGCUUGGGUUUGGUAACCGCUAUGUGCAUAUUGUAACUUUCUUCCUCCUGCUAGGUGCGCCGUAUAUGGUUUUCAAUCUCGCGGCAAUCAAUAUCGACAACUCGUACGUGAGAACUUCCUUGGGAGUAACUGGCAUUGUGCUCUGUGCGUUCAGCUUGCUCUAUGGGGGCUUCUGGCGGAUAAGAAUUCGAGAAAGAUACAAUUUGCCUUCCUACACAUGGUGUUGCAACAAACCUAAGGCGAGCGACUGCUUUUUGUGGCUCUUCUGUUGCUUCUGCUCUCUCUGUCAAGAGGUUCGCACAGCAGAGGCUUAUGAUGUUCGCAAUGAUAAAUUCUUUUCUAGGUCUUUGGCUAAGCCACAGACCCCAGGAAGCUCACCUGACCAUGAAAUUCAAGACAACAGGAUGCCAGUCCCAGCGUCCCUCAUACGACCUCUUCCAAGCUUCCCAAUGGUGACAAUUAAAGACCAGAAUUUAUCUCCAGGUGAGGAAAGUGUUAGACAAAUGCGAGACGGGCCUAUUAAUUCAACUGUGUUGUCCCCCCCAUCUCGUCAAUCUAUCGAUCGCAUGCCGGAUCGUCAAAACACGUGACACAUCUUAAGCUUGACAAGAGCAGGCUUGACGAACAUAUGUAACUAAUGUGAGGCGAUUCCACUUUGACAUGAGAAUUUGGACUGAGGGAGGAAUUAUAGACCACUUGCAUGAAAAGGGUCCCUCCAUGCUCUUCACAUGUACAUUAAACUUUCUUUUAGGUUCAAGGGUUUGGAUCCAGAGCUUUACAUGGAGAGCAUACAGCAGAUGCUGCGUUGAACACACGUAAGAAUAAGAGAGUUAUUGACAACUUAGUUUGUGGGGAUCUGAGGUUAAAGAGGUGAUUAACCUAGCUCCUGUGCUACCACUCCCAUCAAAGAAAAGGUGUGAGCCCUAGAGUAGAUCAAUUGUAACGGUGCCAGACUGCAUCUCUUAUUUGUAAACAUCCAAGAAUCAUUCCACUUGGAUCAUUUUCCAUUAGUAUCUAGAUAGGAGUUUAGAUUUUUACACAUAUGAAUGCUUGUGUGCAAUUAUUGAGUGUAAGUAUGUAUCAGUUCAAGGUAGAGUGUAUUUGAACUAAGAGGUUUUCAGUAAGUACAAUUCAAUAAAAUCAAAGCAUUUUUAGAUGAA